This is a messenger RNA of Daphnia carinata, 1204 nucleotides long. RefSeq names its product ELMO domain-containing protein 2-like. Bases 108 to 1106 code for a protein of 332 amino acids. Gene Ontology annotation, molecular function: GTPase activator activity. The record is from RefSeq and is a predicted model, not a curated record. Lineage: Eukaryota; Metazoa; Arthropoda; Branchiopoda; Diplostraca; Daphniidae. The transcript has 5 exons.
GUUUUGUUGCAAAUCAAAUAUUUCAUUGAUGAGGCUAGGUGUGUCAACUAGAACCAUUUGUAAUAGAAAGAACAUAGUAUGUUGCAUGGUUAAGUAAACUGUGUGCAAUGCUUUCUCAACCGGUAUCCUACAUUUCAAAUUUCUUUGGCUGGUUCCUCUCUCCUGUAUUUAAUUUUAUAAAAAGAAUCUUACGCCCUUUUAUUAAAUGGAUAUUGAGACAAACGACGGGUUUGUGUGAGUUACAGAGAACUUGCUACUGUGAACCAUCUGGUGCACCAAGGAUUCUUGGAAUAGAGGAUUCGUUGAAGCAGUCAAAAAGUGUUAAAGUGCAUACACUUCUCCAAUUUUUAGACCUUGCAGCUAGGGAGAAAAGGUUUACUGCUGCAGGUUCUGCCCAAAUCAUUCACAAUACUGUGGAAACAAUCUGCUAUAUUAAAAAAAUUCACCUUGAUGCUCAUCAACCAUUUACGAAACUAUUUGGAGAAUGUGUAUCCAUAAUAUGGAGUUUAAAACAGUUAUUACAUGACCUGGAGAAUAUUAGAACUACUGCAUAUGACUCAUCUAAUAUGGAACACGAGGAAAAGUUACUGGAAUUAUGGAAUCUUCUUAUGCCAACGAAAAAGCUUGAUUGCCGUGUCAGCAACUUGUGGAAGGAUAUUGGAUUUCAAGGGGAUGAUCCUAAGACUGAUUUUCGUGGCAUGGGACUAUUAGGACUUGAAAACUUACAUUUCUUUGCAAAAAACUAUCCAGAAGUUGCUCUUCAGGUGCUGUCUCAUUCGAAUCAUCCCAUCCAUGGGUAUUCAUUUGCUAUAGUAGGAAUCAACUUGACUCAUUUAGCGUACAAUUUGUGGAAAGACGGUACAGCUAAAAGCCAUAUAUACAACAUCUGCUGCCAUCACCUUCAAGUGCCUGGUCCCACGCUACUGAAUUUCCAUCGUUUUUACUGUUACCUCUUCAUUGAGUUUGACAAGCUUUGGAUGGCUGAGAAGCCUCCUACGAUAAUGGAAUUUGGAAGAAUUCGAAGCCAAUUCGAAAAUAACAUCCGUUUGCUGCUUUCCAAUGCGAAUUGUCUUUUCAAAUUAAAUAUUCCAGUUGAGCACGUUUGAAUAUGAAAACAUUCUGGUCACUCCGUUUAUCCAGGUAUCAAAGCUUUAAAAAUGUAUCCUGUUAUCAUAUUGGUCUUACACACACAAUUUGUACAACC